GGUUAGAGUAGGUUGUACGUGCCUUGUAAUAACUUGCCGGUCCUUUAUUAAGUUGGAACUUGCCGUCUGCAUUCCGUUGUGAUGAUUUUUUUGUCAUUCUUGGUGGUUACUUUCCUUCAAGUUACAUCAAAAAAUAUUCCGACAGAGGAAAAGUUGUCCGAUUACAAAUUAAAUGAUUCGGCAGUAGAAAGAUUCAGGUCUGGAUUGAUGUUACGAACAGUUUGUUGGGAAGCUGGAAAGUACAACGAAACUGCCCUAUCUCUCAUUGGAUCCUUCAUUGAAAAUAACUAUCCAGUUCUGCAUAAUUCACCUCUAACAGUCUGGGAACGUGUAAACAAUUACAGUCUUCUCUAUAAAGUAAAUGGACAAGACCCAAAAUUGAAGCCAUACUUACUGACAGCUCACUUGGAUGUUGUGCCGACAGAUGAUCAGGUCUGGGACCAACCACCAUUCGAUGCCAACAUUGUUGAGAAUAUGAUUUAUGCUAGAGGAGCUAUUGAUACCAAAAGCAGCCUUUUUGGAAUUUUGGAAGCAAUGGAAUUACAUCUGAAAAAUGGGAUGAAACCUAAAAGAACAAUAUAUUUGGCAUUUGGACAUGAUGAAGAGUGUGGCGGUCAGUAUGGAGCAGUGGAAAUAGUGAAGUUGCUGGAAAAAAGAAAUGUCAGACUGGCUUUUAUUCACGAUGAAGGGACAACAGUUACAAAAGCACCAUUCUUCAGUAUGGACAGUCUUGUUGCUUGCAUAGGAAUAUCAGAGAAAGGUCGUGCCACAGUUGAACUGUCUGUCAGCUUGCCUGGGGGACAUGCCUCCAUGCCCCACAAGCAGUCAAGCAUUGGCGUCCUAUCAAAUGCCAUCUCAAAGUUAGAGUCCCACCCAUUACCUUCCAGAUUGUCAUAUGGUGGAACUGAUGUUGUCAUGUUUGAUAAGAUGGCUGAUUAUAUUGGAUUCCCGUACAGCUUAAUUUUGAAGAAUGUGCGGUUUCUGUCACCACUUCUGAACGGCGUCUUCAGUGGCAACCAGCUGAUGAACGCCUUGAUGAGGACUACAACCGCCAUCACCAUGUUCCACGCCGGCACAAAGAACAAUGUCAUUGCCACUGAGGCCAGGGCAGUUGUGGAUCAUCGCAUUCACAUGACUGAAACUUUAGAGGAAGUUUUGGAGCAUGAUAAAAAUGUCAUAAACGACGAAAGAGUGAAAAUGAAAAUAUUGGAAUACUCCAAACCCACUCCUCAGUCAUGUUAUGAAUCUUCAUCAUCAACAUUCUGUCCUGGAUUUGAACUCAUUGAAAGGACAUUACAGAAGAUAUGGAAGGGAAAUUUAAUGAUUUUACCAAUUUCUCUCUUCCCUCUAACCGAUUCUCGUCAUUACGUCAACAUAUCCGACAACAUAUACCGGUUUAUACCGACUAUAGUUUUCGUCAACGAGUCGUCAAUGGUACACGGACCGAACGAACGUAUCAGCAUUCAAGCGUAUGAGACCAUAAUCAACUACUUCUACCACUUCAUCGCAAACGCAGAUCACUACAAUCGAUUCGGUGACGAGGACGACAUUACAGCUGACGUCACUGGAAAGACUGCAAGCGGAUCAUCUCAUCAGUUUGACCUGUGAUUGUGUGACUUUCUAUUUCUACUUUGUGUGAACAACUGAACAUUUUUACGUUCGCUGUUUGUUCUUUCUGGUUUGUUUCAGGUUUUGUUUGUGUACGCCUUUUUUAAAUCAGCAUAAAUAAUAGUGAACAUGGGGAAAGAUUGUUACUUGUUAUUUCUGCAAACCCACAAAAUCUUUAUCCAGCUACGUUUGAAGUCAUUUGUUAUUUAAAGUCUGUCCGACCCAUAACGGAUGGAGACUAUAAACGAGGAUUGAUUAAUUGUUAUUUAAAGUCUAAUUAUAGACAUCUAUCAUCAACAGCAAAAAACUUUUGGCUGGCUUGUUAUAACAAAAUACAAUCUAUUUCAAAAUUCUUUUUAUAUUUUAUUAAUUUUUUAGUUGAUUUAUUAGUAUUUUGGGUCGAUAAAUUUUGACGAGGAAAUAAACAAUUGACUAGAGUUAUCA
Helobdella robusta is the source of this 2052-nucleotide messenger RNA. RefSeq lists its product as hypothetical. Lineage: Eukaryota; Metazoa; Annelida; Clitellata; Rhynchobdellida; Glossiphoniidae. The transcript has 11 exons. Bases 82 to 1608 code for a protein of 508 amino acids. Gene Ontology annotation, molecular function: hydrolase activity, acting on carbon-nitrogen (but not peptide) bonds, in linear amides. The record is from RefSeq and is a predicted model, not a curated record. Gene Ontology annotation, biological process: amino acid metabolic process.